ACAAACAUUCACUCUUUACACUUUUGCCCCUACAACCCUUUUGCCCUAAUUAGUCUUCCCCCCGCCCCAAUCCAAACCACACGCCUCCACUCUCCACCACCGUCAACCACCACAACCACCACCACCACAACCACCGUCAUCCACUCAUGGAUCCUCAACUCCAGCAAGCACAACUAGCCGCCAUCCUCGGAGCCGAUCCAUCUCCAUUCGAAACCCUAAUUUCGCAUCUGAUGUCAUCAUCAAACGAACAACGAUCAAACGCAGAGCUUCUAUUCAAUCUAUGCAAACAAACCAAUCCGGAUUCACUCUUUCUCAAGCUCGGUCACAUGCUCCAGACCUCCCCUCACAUGGAGGCACGUGCCAUGUCAGCAAUUCUGUUACGGAAGCAGUUAACACAGGACGAUUCGUUAAUAUGGAACAGGUUGUCUCCGGAUACUCAAUCUUCGCUUAAAUCUAUACUGUUGACUUGUGUGCAGAAAGAAGAAGCGAAAACUAUUAUGAAAAAGUUGUGUGAUACCGUUUCGGAACUCGCUUCGAGUGUUUUACCGGAUAACGGUUGGCCGGAGCUGUUACCGUUUAUGUUUCAGUGUGUUUCGUCGGAUAAUUUUAAGCUCCAGGAGUCUGCGUUUUUGAUAUUUGCUCAAUUGUCACAGUAUAUCGGCGAGACGUUGAUUCCGCAUAUUAAGCAUUUGCACGGUGUGUUUUUACAGUGUUUGACUAGUUCAGGUAGUUCGGAUGUGCGAAUUGCUGCGUUAAGCGCGGUGAUUAACUUUAUUCAGUGUUUGAGUUCGGGCGAUCGGGAUAGGUUUCAGGAUUUGCUUCCUGCGAUGAUGACGACGUUGACUGAAGCGUUAAACGGUGGACAGGAAGCGACUGCGCAAGAGGCGUUGGAGUUGUUGAUUGAGUUAGCGGGGACGGAACCGAGGUUUUUAAGGCGGCAGUUAGUGGAGGUGGUUGGGUCAAUGCUGCAGAUCGCUGAAGCGGAGACGUUGGAAGAGGGGACGAGACAUCUUGCGAUUGAGUUUGUGAUUACGCUAGCGGAAGCUAGGGAGAGGGCGCCGGGUAUGAUGAGGAAGCUGCCGCAGUUUAUUAGUAGGUUGUUCGGGAUCUUGUUGCGGAUGUUGUUGGAUAUUGAGGAUGAGCCUGCGUGGCAUACGGCGGAGAAUGAGGAUGAGGAUGCGGGAGAGUCGAGUAAUUAUAGCGUUGGACAGGAGUGUUUGGAUCGGUUAGCUAUUGCUUUAGGUGGGAAUACGAUUGUUCCUGUUGCGUCUGAGCAGUUGCCGGCUUAUUUGGCUGCACCGGAAUGGCAGAAACACCAUGCUGCUCUUAUUGCUCUUGCACAAAUAGCCGAGGGUUGCUCAAAGGUGAUGAUCAAGAAUCUGGAACAAGUGGUGUCGAUGGUUUUAAAUUCAUUCCAAGAUCCACACCCACGUGUGAGAUGGGCUGCAAUUAAUGCAAUCGGACAAUUGGCCACAGAUCUAGGCCCAGACUUGCAAGUUCAAUACCAUCAAAGAGUGCUACCAGCUCUAGCUACUGCAAUGGACGACUUUAAUAACCCGCGAGUUCAGGCCCAUGCUGCUUCAGCCGUGCUAAAUUUCAGCGAGAACUGCACCCCUGAUAUCUUGACCCCUUACUUGGAUGGAAUAGUUAGCAAGUUGCUUGUAUUAUUACAGAACGGUAAGCAAAUGGUACAAGAAGGGGCCUUGACUGCUCUAGCAUCUGUUGCUGAUUCAUCACAGGAACACUUCCAAAAGUACUAUGAUGCAGUCAUGCCUUAUUUAAAAGCUAUAUUAGUUAAUGCAAAUGAUAAAGCGAAUCGUAUGCUUCGAGCUAAAGCCAUGGAAUGCAUUAGCUUGGUUGGAAUGGCUGUUGGGAAGGAAAAAUUUAGAGACGAUGCUAAGCAGGUAAUGGAAGUGCUCAUGUCGUUGCAAGGAUCUCAAAUGGAGACUGAUGAUCCCACUACCAGCUACAUGCUUCAAGCGUGGGCCCGUCUAUGCAAAUGCUUAGGCCAAGACUUCCUCCCUUACAUGAGCGUUGUUAUGCCUCCUUUGCUUCAAUCCGCUCAACUCAAACCUGAUGUCGUCAUUACUUCAGCAGAUUCUGAUAACGAGAUUGAUGAAUCAGAUGACGAAAGUAUGGAGACAAUUACACUUGGUGACAAAAGGAUCGGGAUCAAAACCAGCGUUCUUGAAGAGAAAGCAACCGCUUGCAACAUGUUGUGUUGUUAUGCUGAUGAGUUAAAGGAGGGUUUUUACCCAUGGAUUGAUCAGGUUGCACCAACGUUGGUACCACUUCUCAAGUUUUAUUUCCAUGAAGAAGUUAGGAAAGCAGCUGUUUCAGCCAUGCCGGAGCUGUUGCGAUCUGCAAAAUUAGCCAUAGAAAAAGGGCUUGCUCAAGGUCGUAAUGAAUCGUACAUAAAACAGCUGUCUGAUUACAUAGUCCCCUCUUUGGUUGAAGCUUUGCAUAAGGAACCCGAUACAGAAAUCUGCGCAAGUAUGCUGGAUGCCUUGAAUGAAUGUAUACAGGUAUCUGGACCACUUUUAGAUGAAAAUCAGGUGCGAAGCAUAGUGGAUGAAAUUAAGCAGGUGAUCACAGCAAGUUCGAGUAGAAAAACCGAAAGAGCAGAAAGGGCUAAAGCUGAAGAUUUUGAUGCUGAGGAAGGAGAAUUGCUUAAAGAGGAAAAUGAGCAAGAAGAAGAAGUCUUUGACCAGAUUGGUGAGAUAUUGGGAACCUUGAUUAAAACAUUCAAAGCCUCCUUCUUGCCUUUCUUUGAUGAGAUGUCAUCGUAUUUGAUGCCGAUGUGGGGCAAGGAUAAAACAGCUGAAGAAAGGAGAAUUGCAAUUUGCAUCUUUGAUGACGUGGCAGAGCAGUGUCGUGAAGCAGCUCUAAAGUAUUAUGACACAUAUCUUCCUUUUCUUCUUGAAGCAUGCAAUGAUGAGAAUCCAGAUGUUCGACAGGCAGCUGUAUAUGGACUUGGAGUGUGUGCAGAAUAUGGCGGUUCUGCUAUAAAACCACUCGUUGGAGAGGCUCUUUCAAGGUUGAAUGUGGUAAUUAGACACCCUAAUGCUCUCCAGCCUGAAAACGUUAUGGCAUAUGAUAAUGCGGUUUCUGCUUUGGGGAAAAUAUGUCAAUUUCAUCGUGACAGCAUUGACUCCGCUCAGAUUAUUCCGGCAUGGUUAAGCUGUUUGCCAAUCAAAGGAGAUCUUAUUGAGGCUAAAGUUGUUCACGAACUGCUUUGUUCAAUGGUCGAACGGUCAGAUAUGGAACUUCUGGGCCCCAACAACCAAUACGUGCCAAAAAUCGUUUCUGUAUUUGCUGAGAUUCUUUGUGCCGGCAAGGAUCUGGCAACAGAACAAACAAUCAAUCGAAUAGUCAACCUACUAAGACAACUCCAACAAACACUGCCGCCUGCUACGUUCGCAUCAACAUGGGCAUCGUUGCAGCCACAACAGCAACUUGCAAUACAAUCAUUCCUUACAUCAUAACAUGAGUAACAUCAUCCGUCAUGCAUAUACGCAAGAAGCUUCUAGAAACAUCGCCGGCUAGGCGGCUACUUUGUUUUUUUUUGUGGAAAUUGAUGUUGGUUUUUUAUGUGUCGCCCAUUCUUUGCGCCAUACAAUCAUUUUUCGGUGUGAUGUCGCGCAACAACCUCGGAUGGGUUGUUUGGUUGAGUGAACAGGUGGGAAGAAAAGUUGUGUAUUUGAUAUUUUUUUUUCGUAUAUUGUACAUCUGUCGUAGAUGGCGGUCGUCUACGUUGUGAGGUUUUUUGUUGGUCACCAAGAGUUGUUUUAGUAAAGCAACUUGUCUGAGUUUUGGGCAAAUUUUUAUUGUUUUUGACAUAAAUUAAUCAACUUGUUCAUUUGGCUUUUAUAAUUUAUCACUUGUUUGCUUUGAA
Helianthus annuus (common sunflower) is the source of this 3895-nucleotide messenger RNA. Its product is annotated as importin-5. Lineage: Eukaryota; Viridiplantae; Streptophyta; Magnoliopsida; Asterales; Asteraceae. Gene Ontology annotation, cellular component: nucleus; cytoplasm. The coding region runs from base 147 to 3485 and encodes 1112 amino acids. Gene Ontology annotation, biological process: protein import into nucleus. The record is from RefSeq and is a predicted model, not a curated record. The transcript is spliced from 19 exons. Gene Ontology annotation, molecular function: nuclear import signal receptor activity; protein binding.